UCUCCCCAUCGACCUCAACGUCACAUCCUCAAACACUACCCCCCUCUUGCAACCAGGUUUCCUUGCAUGUACUGUGAGGCCCCCAGCAAUAUGACCAUGGCGAAUGGGAUCGAUACAGACGAUUAUGAGUCUAAGCUCGGCAGCUUCAAUGAGGUCUUUGUUGAUCUUAUCAAAAAGUAUAAGGCGCUUCAGGAGGACUAUCGGGAACUUAGUAUCGAUCAUAAGAACGAACGGAGAAUGCGUCGUCAGUACCAGGAGGAAGUCGAGAAGAGCCUCGAUGCGCGGGACCGUUUGAUCAGCCUUCAGGAGGAUAGUGCAUUCGUGCUAGGCUUAAUUGAUGGAGAUGGUGUUUAUUUCCAAGACACGUUUCUGAAGGCUCAAAGUGGUUCCGAGGCAGCCUCGAAGCUGCAGGCUGCCAUUCGAGACCACGUCUCUUCGCUUUACCCUAAGUCGAGCCAUUGGCGGAUCAUGGUCAACAUUUAUGUCAGCCUGGAUAAGAUGGGCCAGAAGCUGGCUCAGGUCGGGCUCCUGAAUAACCAGCAGGAAUUCCGCCUCUUCGCCCAAGACUUCAAUGUCAACCAACCUUUGUUUAGUAUUAUCGAUGUCGGUUACGGCAAGGAGCGUGCGGAUUUCAAGAUCAAUGAAAUGCUCCGCACUUUUAGUGAAAACCCAACCUGCAAGCACAUCAUCUUCGGAGGUUGCCAUGACGCCGGAUAUCUCAACACUCUCGGACAGUACAAACACCACAAGGAAAAGGCUGCUAAAUUAACCCUCCUGCACGCUACGUCCCCUUACCCGGGAUUCUUGGACCUUCCAUUUAACACGGUCCGCUUCGACGAUGUCUUCAGAACGCAGCCACUACCUGAAAGUGGCCGGCCGGCGAACCCGCCGUCUCAGGCUAUGCCGGAGCGGACAUUGUCCCUGUCAGAGGACCGUAAGCCAGCUGCAGCGCCGUCUCCCGUCUCCACUCCGGCGCCCGCGGAGUCAACCUGGAGGAGCGUAGCGAAGUCAUCAGGACCGAUCAACGGAAUCAUUGAUGUCACGCCAUAUAAAUUGCCUAAGAAGCGGGUUAUCUAUCUUAAUAAGGAGAAGCACCGACUCGACGAAAAACUCCCCGCUUUGGAUCCUAAAGCUACACAGGCCAUUGACAAACGUAUGAAGGAGGGCGGAAGUAACCUCUGCAACCAAUGGCAUCUCAAUAACCACCAAUGCCCCAACGGAGACUUCUGUCGCUUCCAGCACGGUCCUCCCCUCACGGCUGGGGAGACGAUUGCUUUGCAGCUCAAGGCAAGGAAUAUUCCCUGUCGCGAUCCCUACUGCACAAAUGUCUUUUGCUAUUUGGGACAUCAGUGCGCUUGGGAACGUGACCAGGGCUAUUGUACCUUCAAGGACCGAUGCAACUUUGUUGAUACUCAUGGCAUGGAUAAAACAAAGUUCUAUAAGAUGGAUGAGGAUGGAAAGUGGAUGAUGGUGUAGGAGUUUAUCAUCUUCUAUCCAAGCCGCUACGUACGGAUGAGAAGGGCACAUGCUUUUCCUCCUCCUUUGCUGUUCUAUUUGAUUUUUUCCGCGGGUGAGAAUGAGUGGACGAAAAGUUGGUGAUUUGAUGUUUCUUUGGUAGGUUUGUUUGAAAGAAUGGCAGCUAAGAAUAUGCUUAACUACUGGAUAUCAAUUAUCUAUGUCUUUUACUAGAUAUUUGUUACAGGCCCGUGUUGAAGUGAAUGCUAUCGUGGCAUGUUUUUAGGGUUCUAUGAUGUUUCUAGAGGCUAGGGCUUGGUAGGUAUAACUAGGGUUUG
Messenger RNA from Westerdykella ornata, 1793 nucleotides. RefSeq lists its product as uncharacterized. Bases 67 to 1476 code for a protein of 469 amino acids. Gene Ontology annotation, molecular function: metal ion binding. NCBI's taxonomy places the organism in Eukaryota, Fungi, Ascomycota, Dothideomycetes, Pleosporales, Sporormiaceae. The record is from RefSeq and is a predicted model, not a curated record. The transcript is spliced from 8 exons.